GGAGUCAGCAGAACAGGCAGCAUCAGCACAGCCUGUGCGGACCCUCCAUGGACCAGAGCGGACAGGACAGACGGUCAGAGACACACGGACAGAGGACAGGCUCUGACACAGAGAGGGGGAUGAGAGAGGGGGCCGGCUGCCUCAGGACCACUGCAGCGCCUCUAAAUCUGCAGCUGUCACACUGAACUCCGCGCAGAGAGAGGGAGAGAGAGAGGGAGAGAGGAGCACGGGGAGGUAAAGUGAUGUGAAGAGCCCGCAUGGACAGCAGGAUGGGAGCACCACCAGCACCUUCGACCACAUGUCAAAGUUUACACCGAGGAAAAGUGUUUUUGGACCAGAAGGAGUGAAAACAGGACACUCCAGAGAUGUGUCACCUCUAACAGGAGCAGGCUUUGGUGCAGCUGAAGUCUUGUAGAGCUGUCUUCACCGGCCCGUCUCUGUAUGCCCCACUGCUCGGCAGUUCAACACACUCAUGGUGGAUGCCAAGGCGAGGAACAUGAAAUGUCUGACUUUCUUUUUAAUGCUACCAGAGUCUGUCAAGAGCAAGUCCAGUAAAAGCUCCAAAAAAGGGAACUCCAGCGGCAGCUCCAAGCUGCCCCCUGUGUGUUAUGAGAUCAUCACUCUGAGGAGCAAGAAGAAGAAGAAGAUGGCAGCCGAUAUCUUUCCAACAAAAAAGUCCUCCUCCACUACCACCGUGCAGCAGUACCAGCAGCAGAACCUCAACAACAACAACACCAUACACAACUGCAACUGGCAGGGACUGUACUCUACUAUCCGGGAGAGAAACUCGGUAAUGUUCAACAAUGAGCUGAUGGCAGAUGUUCACUUUGUGGUGGGUCAACCUGGAAGAACGCAGCGACUCCCUGGGCACAGAUAUGUUUUGGCUGUGGGCAGCUCAGUGUUUCAUGCCAUGUUUUAUGGAGAGCUGGCUGAAAACGAGGAUGAAAUCCGUAUUCCAGAUGUGGAACCAGCAGCUUUCCUGGCCAUGCUAAAGUAUAUUUACUGUGAUGAGAUCGACCUGAGCGCAGACACAGUACUGGCCACGCUGUAUGCUGCUAAGAAGUACAUCGUGCCUCACCUGGCGCGCUCCUGUGUCAACUUCCUGGAGACCAGCCUGAGUGCGAAGAACGCGUGUGUUCUUUUGUCUCAGAGCUGUCUGUUUGAGGAGCCCGAGCUGACACAGAGGUGUUGGGAGGUGAUCGAUGCUCAGGCCGAGUUGGCUCUGCGCUCAGAGGGCUUCUGUGACAUAGACUCCCAGACUCUGGAGAGCAUCCUGCAGCGAGAGACGCUCAAUGCCAAAGAGAUCGUGGUGUUUGAGGCGGCGCUCAGCUGGGCUGAGGCUGAGUGCCAGAGACAGGAGAUCACCUCCUCCACAGACAACAAGCGCAAGGUACUGGGCAAGGCCAUGUACCUGAUCCGAGUGCCUGCCAUGGCUCUGGACGACUUUGCCAACAGUGCGGCACAGUCGGGUGUGUUGACUCUUAAUGAGACCAAUGACAUCUUCCUGUGGUACACCGCAGCCAAGAAGCCAGAGCUGCAGUUUGUGAGUCAGCCACGGAAAGGCCUGGCGCCUCAGCGCUGUCACAGGUUUCAGUCGUGUGCUUACAGGAGCAACCAAUGGAGGUACCGCGGCCGAUGUGACAGCAUACAGUUUGCUGUGGACAAGAGAGUGUUCAUUGCGGGCUUUGGGUUGUACGGCUCGAGCUGUGGAUCAGCCGAGUACAGCGCAAAGAUCGAACUGAAGCGGCAGGGAGUUCUUUUGGGACAAAACCUCAGUAAAUACUUCUCGGAUGGCUCCAGUAACACGUUUCCUGUCUGGUUUGAGUAUCCUGUUCAGAUAGAGCCGGACACCUUCUACACAGCCAGUGUGGUGCUGGACGGGAACGAGCUGAGUUACUUUGGGCAGGAGGGCAUGACAGAGGUGCAGUGUGGGAAGGUCACGUUCCAGUUUCAGUGCUCCUCGGACAGCACUAACGGGACGGGGGUACAGGGCGGACAGAUCCCAGAGCUCAUAUUCUAUGCCUGACAACUACUGUAAAGUGUACAGGUGUCAAUGCACUCUUAAAAGAUAUACUGGAUAUACUGCAUAUUGUCACUUUGUUCUUUGAUUUGUGUCACCGAUGUGAAGUGAAGUUCAAAACUGCUCCAAAAGGGGCUUCAUGUAUGUGCUUUUUGUAAAUUGUCCAUUUGAGGGACGACAGAAUAUUUUAUUGAAACAUAUCAAAUGACAAAAGAAAACAUAAACAAUUGUACAAAAUGUGCAUGUAAAUAGAUAUGUAAAUAUGAAAUGUACAGUAUAUGAACUAAUGUUGUGGCCAGAGCAGGCCACUCAGAUAUCUACUCUAUAUAAUGAAUAUGCUUCAGUAUGUUUAUGAUUUCUAUGCUCGCAUAGAAUGCACAUAUAGCAGCAAUACUUCUAUUAAGUAUUUUCUUUAGAUUUGGUUUAGGUUAUCAGGAACGCCAGCAUACACUGAGCUCAUGAAGAAUCACAUGGUUUAUUUACUGUACACUACAUAAGACGUUACAGAUAAAGUCAAACCAGUGGCUUGUUUUAGACUUGAAUAGUGAUAAUGCACUUAGACAGAGUGGGGUUUUAGAUAAGAGCACUGCAUAUACUGAGGCACAUCCCCCUGUACUCUGACUAGAACUACACCAGUCCUUAGAUACUUAGUUACAUCUAUUGUUUACAAAGGCUUCAAGUGACCAUGUGUACAGUCUGUUUAAAGUUUGCUUUGUACUCAGAGCAUGAGCUGCCCAAUGUUCAUGUGCAUCAUUGAUUUUUCAGGCACUGGUUUUGUUUACACUGAAGGUCGUGUGCCCUGUUUAUAAGACAUGGGGACUCUUACCCACUGAGCACUAGCAUUAAUGUAAGUGGUUUCACACACCACUUUUUUUCUUUCUUUUUUUUUUUUUAUGAGAACAAUCUUUUAAUUUCUAUUAUCAUAAUUAAAGAGUUCAAUUGCAAAAAUAGAUCUGUUUUUAAAAAAUUUGCAAAAAGUAUGUUUUGUAUUGUGGAUUUUAUCAAGGAGGGAUGGAAUAAUAUUUAGACUGAAGUAAAAUACAUUUGGCUUUUGAAAACAUGUGUCUACAACAAGUAAACCGCAAGCCUCCUAUCACUUUUUAAAAUGGCACUUAUCUGUUUUUGCAAAUAAACUCUAUCUGGUCCACAGGCCAACGAUGGAUGGACAACUGGUAUUAAAGUCUUGUGUUUACUUGAUCAUUUACUGGGAGACCAACGAAUGUGUAUGAUUGUCAAUGAUGCAAAUAAAAAAAACAACUUGU
Molecule: messenger RNA, 3282 nt
Organism: Periophthalmus magnuspinnatus
Lineage: Eukaryota; Metazoa; Chordata; Actinopteri; Gobiiformes; Gobiidae
Gene: btbd3b
Product: BTB (POZ) domain containing 3b
Exons: 4
Coding region: 473-2026 (517 amino acids)
Biological process (GO): dendrite morphogenesis; cerebral cortex development; neurogenesis
Cellular component (GO): cytosol
Molecular function (GO): protein binding
Source: RefSeq, a predicted model, not a curated record